Molecule: messenger RNA, 2439 nt
Organism: Umbelopsis ramanniana AG
Lineage: Eukaryota; Fungi; Mucoromycota; Umbelopsidomycetes; Umbelopsidales; Umbelopsidaceae
Exons: 12
Coding region: 1-2337 (778 amino acids)
Biological process (GO): protein dephosphorylation
Cellular component (GO): protein phosphatase type 2A complex
Molecular function (GO): protein phosphatase regulator activity; calcium ion binding
Source: RefSeq, a predicted model, not a curated record
AUGCAUCACCCUCAUAGAUCAGUGACACAUUAUGUCAUUCCUCGAUAUAUGCCAAUGUGCUUGGUUCUUGCAGGCAUCAUUGCUAUUCACUUAGUAGAUAAUUUUCCAAUUUCAACAAUUGACAUGCUUUUAUCAGCCUUCUCCAUCGCGUCAGGACGAAAGAAGCUGGCAAACCUUUCUUACCCCUCAGAUGGACCUGAAAAAUCGCUAGCUAUUUUGGCUCCCACAUCAGAAGAAUGUCAGACGAAUUUUGACGAUGCAACGUUGAUUCAGGAGAGGAUUGAGAGUGACGACAAUGAAGAGACUUCCAUUGCAGAUUUUCUGGGGAAUCCACCAGUCACUAAUUGUGUUACUCUUUCACUUCCUUCAAAACCAUCUUUGAAGCCAGUUAUCAAGCCUAUGUCCGUGCUAAUUAAUUCUACAACUUCCUGUUUGGCAUCACCGAGCUCUCCGACUCCCGAAAUAUCACUAGAACAACGCUUGAAGGACAUAGAGAUCGAGGAUGAAUGCUGGUCACCGUCACCUUCACUGAAUGAUGACAACAAAAUAGAGCUUCCGAUACCGUUGAAAACCAUGUUGAAAGGGAAUGACUUGAAAGAUGAUAAACCAAAUACAACGAUCAGUCUCCCUGCUUCUCCGUCAACGCCAGACGACCAGCAAUUGAGUACGAUAUCCGAUACAAUUCGUACUGAGGAAAAGACGAAAAACAAAAAGUGCUGUGAACUAAAGGAGUCGGCUAUACCCAAAUUUUACUACAGCAAGGGCGAACCAAAUGCAAAACGUCUUGCAUGCGAAAGAAACAGAGAACGGAUGAAUGAAGUUAGCCGACUUUUUAGCAUCAAGAAAUACUUCACUGAAGAAAAUUUCCUCAGUAUCUCGAAAGCAUGCCAGUUACCACGGUACAUGACAUUAGCACUUUUUCGAAAAAUAGAGUGCUUUGGAGGCGAUGGAGAGCGUGUCUCUCAAGAAGAAUUUUUGCGCUUUAUUGUCUUCCUACGACUUAAUAUUCAAGAUCAAUCUAGUUGCUGGUCCCAAAUCUCAAAAGACUGCAUAGAUGACGACGAAAUUAUGUUCAAUUUACUAUGCAAGGUAGACCGUUCAUACAUGUCGCCAGAGGACUUGUUGCCAGUACUGGAAGGACUUGAGUUUCUAGCUGAUAACGUCCUGUUUCAAGAACGGUAUAUCGAGACGGUCAUAUGUCGCAUUUAUUAUGAGAACAGAUGUGUUUCAGGAAAGCUCCCAUUAUCUCAAUUCAAAAGGUACAAUAUGGGAGACUUAUUGGCACGACUUGAACGAAGGAUCGAUCUCAAUUCCGACCAUGACCUGAUUGUUUCGCAGAAUGACAUGCUGCAGUACAAUAACCAGGUGCUCACGUCGAGGAUUACUGCUAGGGUGAUGGAAUGCGGAAAAAUAAUGGCCUUCCCUAGAGAUACGCAAGUUCUUAGUGAUACAGAAGAAUCAACCUUGACAUAUAUGGACUUUAUUUGGUUCCUGAUCUCAGAAAUUGACAAGACAACCAGAAUGUCUACUGAAUACUGGUUUAGAUGCAUGGAUUUGGAUGGUGAUGGAAUAAUUUCCAGCUAUGAACUGUCAUACUUUUGGGAAGAGCAAGAAAAGAGGCAAACGUUGUAUGGAGUGUGCGAAUCAGAGAUUAUUUGUUUUGAGGAUGUCAUCUGUCAAAUUACCCGUAUUAAUUCUUUUGAAACAAAUAGCAAUGAUUUGAUCAAACCACAAGUACUUGGCCAGUUUACAUUGACGGACUUGCGAAAAUCAAAGUUGGCCGAAAGAUUCUUUGAUACUUUUAUCAAUUUCCAUCGGUUGCAGAUCCAUGAAUCUUCACACAACUCAACAAGGCUAAAGCGUCAGUAUUUGGAUGCAUUGAGCGGGAUUGAACGAAUUGAAAUGGACGACCAACUCCAGUCUAGACCAGCCCAAGGGCAAUCUUUAGAAAAGAUGAGCGAUUGGUGUGCAUAUGCUGAAAUUGAAUAUCAGCAUCUUGUUGCUGCAGAAAGAAGCGAAACCAUUUGGGAUGAUGUGGGAGCAGAGGUGGAAAGUUGUACACAGCUUGACAUGGAUGGAGAUAAGAUGCUGUCAACCGUAGAAAGACUAUUCAAUGGCGAUGUUGACUUUGGUUAUGUUGAAAAUCUGGAGAAUGCAACACAAGAAGACUUAGAGGCAAUACUACAGCGAGUGGUUAAGACCACCUUUUCCAGUAGCCAAGAAUACAGCAUCAGAGAAGAACUCGAAGAGAUCCAUCAUUUCUCAUCUUCCGACGAUGAGGGAGAUGACCACAGGCUUGAUGGCAUUGUCAGGCGAGAGCGAAAAUUCCAAAUAUGAAGAAACAUAGUUUUGACCAAGUUUUCAUGGGCACCUGUAACACAUUUAUCUCAUCCAAUCCACCCCUACGCAUGCUAAAAAGAAACAAUAUAAACAAUCAAU